Molecule: messenger RNA, 555 nt
Organism: Encephalitozoon intestinalis ATCC 50506
Lineage: Eukaryota; Fungi; Microsporidia; Unikaryonidae
Product: polyadenylation factor I complex subunit Fip1
Exons: 1
Coding region: 1-555 (184 amino acids)
Biological process (GO): mRNA processing
Source: RefSeq, a predicted model, not a curated record
AUGCAGAACGAUGAAGAGUUCUUUGUUGGGGACCAGGAAGACGAGAAUACAUCGUCUGACUUGGAGCUGAUUGUGGACAAGGCUUCUGGAAAGGAAGAACAGAAGGAAGAGGCCGAGGGGCAAAACAUCUUGGACUACGACAUAGAAAGCUUUACAGAUAAGCCUUGGAAUAAACCUGGGGCAGAUAUCACGGACUACUUCAAUUAUGGGUUCAAUGAGACGACUUGGAGGGAAUACUGUAAUAUGCAGAGAAGGAAAAGUGAGUUUGCACGGGGAGGAACAGAAUGGACGGAUGAGAAGUAUGGAGGAGUGAGAAGAGGGUUCAGUGAGAUUAAGAAGGAAGGAGAAGGGGAUGGAGGAAGAGGAAGACGAGGUAGCAGAGGAGAGCGAGAAGGAGGAAGGAGAGGAACUGGAGAAGGACGAUGGGAAGGAUGGAACGGGAGGAAGGAUGGAGGAAGACGGCGAGGAGAUAGAGAGGAGAGAAGCCAAGGAAGAUAUGAAGAGCGGGGAGAGGGAAGGAGGCAAGGAUACCGAGACGGGGGAAAGAGGCAAUGA